AGAACACACAAAAAAGAAGAAAAAAAAAAGUAGAAAAAAGAAUCUUUUGCAUUCGACUGGAAUGGCGAAGAAGAAGGAAGGGCUGGGUUGGAUCGAAUGGCUGAGAGGAUGGAUGUACGUGAUCUACGAGAUGCUUUUCCAGAGGAUAAUGGCGAGUCACCUUCAGAACCCAUUAGAACUGCCGCCCUUGACCGACUUCACCUGCGUCGUGACCGGCUCCACCAGCGGCAUCGGGAAGGAGAUCGCCAGGCAAUUGGCCGAAGCCGGCGCGCACGUCGUGAUGGCCGUGAGGAAUCCAAAGGCAGCUCAUGAGUUGAUUAAUCAGUGGUCUGCCUCUUGGCAUGGGCUCCCUUUGAACAUCGAGGUCAUGGAACUUGAUCUUCUAUCCUUGGAUUCUGUAGUAAGUUUUGCUAAUGCCUGGAAUGCUCGUCCUGGACCAUUGCACGUUCUCAUUAAUAAUGCCGGGAUUUUUUCAAUUGGAGAACCCCAGAAGUUUUCAAAGGAUGGGUAUGAGGCACACAUGCAAGUGAAUCACCUGGCUCCAGCACUGCUCUCAGUAUUGCUUUUGCCUUCCCUAAUUAAAGGAUCUCCAAGUCGAAUCAUUAAUGUCAAUUCCGUUAUGCAUUAUGUUGGCUUCGUUGAUACAGAAGACAUGAAUGCUGUUAAUGGGAAAAGAAAAUACUCAAGCCUGUUGGGAUAUACUAGCAGCAAGCUAGCACAGGUUAUGUUUAGCAGUGUCCUCCACAAACGGCUACCUGUUGAGGCUGGUGUUAAUGUUGUGUGUGCAUCACCUGGAAUUGUCCACACAAAUGUUGCUCGGGAUCUUCCCAGAAUUGUUCAAGUUGGUUAUCAUCUAAUACCCUAUUUCUUCAGUCCUCAGGAGGGUUCUAGGAGUGCUCUCUUCUCGGCAACAGAUCCCCAGAUUCCAGAGUACUGUGAGUUGUUAAAAGCCGAUGAGUGGCCUGUUUGCGCAUUCAUCUCCCAAGAUUGCCGUCCUACGAAUCCUUCUGAAGAAGCACACAGUGUCGAGACUUCAUUAGAAGUGUGGGGAGAAGACAUUGGAGAUGAUCGGCCUUCCUUCAGAUGCUGUGGAGAAACUCAUUGAAGGUAAGGAAGUCAAAUGUCGAUACGGCACUCAAAAUGACUAGUUUUCACGGAAAAAGUACGUUUCCUAGGGACAUUGAUCUCCAUUCUGAACGUCCAUUUUAUAAAUGAGAUUACUAAAUGAUGGCCAUUCGAUUUGUGAUGAAAUGUUAGAGCUUACAUCAUUUUAUUUGGUGCCAUUUUUCGGGUACUAUUAUCGUAAUGAUUUUCAUGCUUGUCCUCAUGAAAGUAUGCUCCUGUAACGUGUUUGAUGCGCGAUGGACUGUUUCGGAAUUAUUUAGGAUUCAGUUGAACCUUGGAUGUAACAUUUUACUCCAAGUAGUUAUGUUCUCUCCUAAUAGACUAAUUUAUAAAUACGGAUGAGUGAAGAACUCUAGCUGUUUCUGAA
Hibiscus syriacus is the source of this 1492-nucleotide messenger RNA. RefSeq names its product dehydrogenase/reductase SDR family member FEY-like. The coding region runs from base 62 to 1105 and encodes 347 amino acids. Lineage: Eukaryota; Viridiplantae; Streptophyta; Magnoliopsida; Malvales; Malvaceae. The transcript is spliced from 6 exons. The record is from RefSeq and is a predicted model, not a curated record.